CAAAAUCAUGACGAAUGGAUUAAUUUGGUGAAGCCUACUUUGGAUCCUGCUACUUCAGCUCAGAUAUGUGGGCCACCGGAGUCAUCAGAUAUGGAGGUUGAGAUCGGCAAGUCCAUUAAAAAUGAAUUGCAUGCAGCUGUCAACUCUCUAUUGAAGGAUGAUGGGAUUCUGGUGAUCCCGACCGUGGCAGAUCCUCCUUCAAAACUUGGUGGGAAGACUCUCCUCUCUGAUGAAUUCCGUAGUCGUGCUUUUGGUUUGUUAAGUAUUGCAAGCCUAUCAGGUUGCUGUCAGGUCACAAUACCACUUGGACUUCAUAACAAGAAUCCUGUUUCAGUUUCUUUUAUAGCCAGGCAUGGGGGUGAUCGCUUUUUACUAGAUACAUUGCAGACAAUGUACACAUCUUUACAGGAGCAGGCUGAUCUUGUUACAAAUGAAGUCGAAGAUGGAGGAUUAUGAAGUCAUAGAGCAGAUUGGGAGAGGGGCUUUUGGAGCCGCUUUUCUUGUUCUUCACAAGGGACAGAGGAAGAAGUAUGUGUUAAAGAAGAUUCGUUUAUCUAAGCAAACGGAGAAGUUCAAACGCACAGCUCACCAAGAGGUUGCUUU
Messenger RNA from Rosa chinensis, 603 nucleotides. RefSeq names its product translocon at the outer membrane of chloroplasts 64-like. The coding region runs from base 91 to 456 and encodes 121 amino acids. The record is from RefSeq and is a predicted model, not a curated record. The transcript has 4 exons. Lineage: Eukaryota; Viridiplantae; Streptophyta; Magnoliopsida; Rosales; Rosaceae.